AUGCUCGUUUUUUCGCUCCUUUUCUCCUCUCUCGCCCCUCUUGCGGUCCUUGCUGGCACGCCCAGCGCCGUGCGCUCGCUCAGCGGCAAGGAUUAUAGCUACUUGUUGAAGCGCUCAGAUGGACCAUCACCGUUUGCGUUUUCAUACCCUCAUAAGCGUGCUCCCGUUGCUGUUCCACCUACGCUCCUCUAUCCUGGCGGCGUCGAGCGCCACUGGGUUGCGACCCAGGUUCUUUCCAAUGCCAGAAUCGAGAUAAUUGCUGUCAGGAUGGUACAGAGUGUUGCUCCACAAACUCUCUGUGCUGCUCGGGUGGUGGUUGCUGUGGAGAUGGAUGCUGCAGUGGCGGAGAUUCUUGUUCUGUCGUCAACGGUGUUAGCAUUUGUUGCAAGGCUGGCCAACAGUGCGAUGGUGCGGUUGGAUGCGCUCAAAAUGGCCAGGUUCAAUGUCCAGGAGAGACAUUCUGCUGCCGUAACUGCCGGCGAGACUUGCGGACGCAACGCAGCUGGAGAAGCGACAUGUAAUGGACAGACGGCCUCGGGUAACUCUGUGACAAUCAGUGCAAACAAUGCGACCCCAGUCGAUACAGAGGUCUCUGUACCCACAAGCGGCGCAUCGAGUAGCAGUGCUACCGGCUCUAACUCAAGCUCAAGCUCGACCAGGAGCUCCUCGAUCUCUACGACUGCACGCACGACGACAACCGUUGCUCCCACCACCUCGGCGACAAGCUCGACUGGUGGAGCCUUGAAAACAAUUCCAGCCGCCGCUGGUGUAAUCAGCCUCGGCGCCUUGGCUUUAUUCAUCGUUGCUUAG
Serendipita indica DSM 11827 is the source of this 810-nucleotide messenger RNA. Lineage: Eukaryota; Fungi; Basidiomycota; Agaricomycetes; Sebacinales; Serendipitaceae. The record is from the annotation of a GenBank genome assembly.